UCCCUUGGGUUAUUUUAGGAAGCCCUCCCCCACUCCCCCUGCCUCCCAUCGCCGUUAGGAUGGUCCGGUCCAGGCCAGAGGAAGGGGAGUGGUAGGAGAAAAGGGAAAUCUUUAACAAUGACUUCAUUAACGUGAUGCCCAACAUGACCACCACAACUGGACUUUACUGCUGCGCUCAAACACUGGAUAUAUGAUACACUAACACUGGAUUAAAACUUCUUUUUUCUUUUCAUAAAACAUGGAAGUUUGUUAAAGUUCCCGCCUUCUGAGACGUCAUAACUCCUAAACAUGUUGAUCACAAAGAUUGAAGCCAAGGAGGCCUGUGAUUGGCUGCGAGCGGCGGGCUUCCCUCAGUAUGUGCAGUUAUUCAAAGACUGCAGGUUUCCCAUCGACGUGGAGUGGGCCAAGCGUGACCACCACUUCCUGGAUAAAGAUGCCCUCGAGUCGCUCUGCAGGAGAUUAAGCACUUUAAACAAAUGCAUGGAAAUGAGGCUGGAGCCGCGGAGAUCAAAACGAAGGGGAGACGACUUUGAAGAGGAAGACUUCUGCGCCAUCAGCCCCAGCUGGACCUACGACAGGACGACAAAACGAUGGCGCCGCAACGACCUGGCAACGGACUUUCUUCAUCCACCGGGACACCAGGAAGUGUCUCUGUGUGACAACAGCGAGCGCCACGACGUGUGCUCCAUCCACAGCUCCUCCAGCACCGAGAGCGAAGGCCACGAGGGUCGCCAUGACAACAACAGGAACCGCAUCACAGCCUCCUCUACGGCGACUACAACCAGCACCACGGACGACCAGGAGACCAGCAGGAGCUCCUCCCGCUGCUCCUCCAAUAACAAGACCCCAUCCUUGGACACCUCGUUCAGCGGACCCCCGUCCCCAGGGGGAAGCGGCGGGGGUUCGUCCACCGUGAGUCUGGAGGCCGAGGGAUGCUUCGCAGAAAAACCACCCAGGAAGAAGGGGACGAGUCUGCUGAGGAAGAUGGAGAAGCUGAGGCUGAGAGGGGCGAGUGGGCCGCACGAGUCUGAGAGGAGCAGUGGUAGUGGGCCCAGGAGGGUCACCAGAGGGACGCCUCUGACCCGGCAAGGUCCGGUGGAUGAGGACAGGAUGGAGGGGCUGCACGAUCCACAGAGUCUGCAGCAUCAACCCCACAGUCGGACGUCAUCAUCACCUUCGUCUCCUCACACCAUCAGCAGCAGCAGCAGUAACAACCAAUCAGAGAGCAGCAGCACCGUCAGCACGCCCAGCCCCGUCACCCGCGUCAGGAGUAACUGUAAACGCUCCAACAGCGGCGUGGGCGGAGAACCAACCCGGACCAACCAGAACAUCCAGAACCACAGCGGCACAGAGAACUACAGAAACCAGAUCAACAACAACAACAACAGCAGCCAUGACAGUCUGGUCUUCCAGGUCCCCCACGGGCACAAACCGGGGACCUUCCCCAUGUCCCUGGCCCACAAACACACCAUCCUGUCCCCCAUCAUGGACCACAGCUCCGUCAACUGGAGGACGGGCAGUUUCCAUGGUUACCGGGGGAGGCACAGCUGCCGCCGCGGUACGUCGGCUCUGGCCGCUGCCGGUCGGGCCCCGUCGUCGUCUUCUUCCUGUGACGCCGUCGGCCCCGGUCCGCUCCCUGGGCCAGACCACCGUCUGAGCGUCUACGACAACGUACCCGACCAGCUGCUGUCUGAGAGCGAAGGCAGCAGCGCAGGAAGUGACGCCGAGCGCAUCAGCGUCGAGUCCGAGGUGAGUCGUCUGAUGGCAGGUGAGGACGUGUUUUCAGCUCUGGACAGUGUCCUGGAGAGAAUCAGCAACCUUCAGCAGCUGGUGUCCUCCUGGAGUGAGAAUCUGUCUGAGGACGACUCUCAGAGAGGUUCCUCCUCUUCAUCUUCCUCUUCCUCCUCUUCAUCUUCCUCCUCCUCCUCAUGCUCCCAGGACUCACCUGCCCUUGUCGCAUCCCCUUCGUGCCCUUCGUCUCCCAGCCACAUCCACCUGGAGGUGCAGCAUCCAGAGGACCAGGAUGAGGAAGAGGAGGAGGAAGAAGAGGAAGAGGAGGAAGAAGAGGAAGAGGAGGCAGAAGGCUGUGAAAGGAUACCUGGGAAUGGAGAAGAGCCAGAGACCAGGAGCAGCAGAGUGAGUCGGCAGCUGCACUGGUCCAGCCAACAGAACCUGCCCUCCAUGCCUCCCAGUCCAGGAGUGGAGAACCAGUCCGUCUCCCAGUUCAUCCUUCUGCAGAAACUGUCGCUGCUCAAACUCACCGCUCUGAUGGAUAAAUACUCGCCGUCCAGCAAGCAAGGCUGGAACUGGACCGUCCCCAAACCUCUGAGGAAGACUAAGCUGAUGGAGGUGAAAGGCCGGCGGGUGUUCGGGGUCCCUCUGCUCGUCGGCGUGCAGCAGACAGGAGAGCCGCUUCCUCCCAGCAUCCUCCGGGCCCUGGUGUACCUGAGGACCGAGUGUCUGGACCAGGUGGGUCUUUUCCGGAAGUCGGGGGUAAAAUCUCGGAUCCAGUACCUCCGUGACCUGGUGGAGUCCGACCCGGACGGCGUGACGUUCAGCGGUCAGUCUGCUUUCGACUUGGCCGACAUGGUGAAGCAGUACUUCAGAGAUCUGCCCGAACCCAUCUUCACCAGUAAACUCUGCGAGUCCUUCCUCCAUAUUUACCAGUAUUUUCCUAAAGACCAGCAGCUGAUGGCGGCUCAGGCGGCCAUCUUGCUGCUUCCCGAUGAGAACAGGGAGGCGUUGCGGACUCUGCUCUUCUUCCUGCGUGACGUGGUCGCCUGCGUUGAUGAAAACCAGAUGACUCCGACCAACAUCGCUGUCUGCCUGGCGCCGUCGCUUUUCCACCUGAACACUCUGAGGAGAGACGGCAACGCGCCCAGAUCGAGUCACAGGAAGUACAGUCUGGGACGUCCGGACCAGAGGGACCUGAGUGAGAACCUGGCAGCCACCCAGGGCCUGGCCAACAUGAUCACUGAGGCCCAGAGACUCUUCCAGCUCCCAGAAUUUUGGCCCAGCCAGACUUUGAGCUCUACAGGCUCCAUCGAGGACACCCAUCCUGAGGAGGGAGGAGGCCCAGGGUCCCUCAUUCCCCCCAGUGGAGGAGAUGUGGACCAGCAGGAGAGAAGGAUGAGGCUGGAGCAGAACACCCAGCACCUCCUGAAGGACUGUAGAGAGAAGAGUCGAGGCUGGGAGAGUCAUCCUGCGCCGGAGCAUGUGGAGCUGGCCUUUAAGAAGGUGGACGAUGGCUGUCCUCUGUGGAUGUGGCGGGGCUCGGUGGAGGUGGACGCCCCCCAGAAGGAGCUCCUCCAUCGGCUGCUCCGGGAGCAGCAGCUGUGGGAGGGAAACCUGCAUCGGGCCGCCGUCAUCCAGACUUUGUCCAAGGACACUGAAGUGUACCGCUACCUCCUCCAGGGUCAGGGCCACAGCCUGGGCUCCACGGCCCCCCAGGAGCACCUCCUGCUCAGGACCUGGCAGAUGGACCCAUCCUCAGGACCCGUGUUCCUGUCCUCGGUCUCCACGGACCACCCUGAGGUUCUGCCGGAGGGGGUCAGGGUCCACGUCCACUCCUGCCUCUACCUGCUGGAGCCCACGGGAGCCAGGAAGACCCGCCUGACACACCUGUGCAGGACCGACACCAGGGGUCGGUCCAACGACUGGCACAGUAAAGUGAGCGGACAUCUCCUGGCCUCCGGUCUGCUGUCCAUCAGAGACUCCUUUAAAGCCGAACACAGAGAGACAAAGAUCUGAGUCCACGUACAGACGGACUCGCAUUUGCACUAACGUGGAAAACUCACCCUGAACUUCACGUCUGGUCGGACUAGGUUUAUUUUCAGAAAAUGGACUCCGGCAUGGCUUUCACUUUGGACUUGGUGUUGAGUUGUAGAAGUGAAACUCGUGGCCCAGAGCAGAGAAGGUGACCUGACGCUGAGGCCUCCACUAAAUCAUCGGCGUCUCUUUUAGAUUUUACUGUUCGCUCUCAGCUUUUGUCAGUGACCUUGCGAGUUGCCAGCAGCACCUCUGCACAUCCUGCUGAGUCUGUAACGCUUCACGCCCAAGUCCACAAAAGAAUGCAAACGAUGGGGGGCUUUGAAAAAGGACGUUUUGACACCAAUGUUAAAAAAAAAAAAAAUUACAAUCUAUGCCUCCUACAGGGGGAAAGGUUGGAAAGUGGAUGAAAA
This is a messenger RNA of Sphaeramia orbicularis (orbiculate cardinalfish), 4181 nucleotides long. Its product is annotated as rho GTPase-activating protein 7. Bases 289 to 3750 code for a protein of 1153 amino acids. Lineage: Eukaryota; Metazoa; Chordata; Actinopteri; Kurtiformes; Apogonidae. Gene Ontology annotation, molecular function: GTPase activator activity; protein binding; lipid binding. Gene Ontology annotation, biological process: signal transduction; actin cytoskeleton organization; regulation of Rho protein signal transduction. The record is from RefSeq and is a predicted model, not a curated record. The transcript has 17 exons.